Molecule: messenger RNA, 1281 nt
Organism: Humulus lupulus (European hop)
Lineage: Eukaryota; Viridiplantae; Streptophyta; Magnoliopsida; Rosales; Cannabaceae
Product: WAT1-related protein At2g39510-like
Exons: 7
Coding region: 19-1161 (380 amino acids)
Cellular component (GO): plasma membrane
Molecular function (GO): transmembrane transporter activity
Source: RefSeq, a predicted model, not a curated record
AGACAGUCAAAACAGAAAAUGUCAACAAAAUACUUCAAUCAAAAAGUAAACCUGCUGAGGCCUUUCAUUGGCAUCAUUGUGCUGCAAUUUGGCUAUGCAGGAAUGUCCAUAGUUUCUAAGUUUGCUCUAGACCGAGGAAUGAGCCUGCACGUCUUGGUAGUAUACCGGCAUGUUGUAGCCGCUGUUGUUAUUGCCCCUUUCUCCAUUUUAAUGGAAAGGAAAACAAGGCCCAAGAUGACCUCCUCUGUCUUCAUUAAGAUUUUGUUGCUUGGCUUAUUGGAGCCUGUAAUUGACCAAAACUUGUUUUAUACUGGGAUGAAGUAUACCACAGCGACUUUUGCAUCUGCCAUGUGCAAUAUUCUUCCUGCAUUUGCAUUCAUAAUGGCUUGGAUUUUCAGGCUUGAAAAGGUUGAUAUCCAAAGAAUUCAUAGCCAAGCAAAGCUGUUGGGAACUUUGUUGACUGUUGUAGGAGCGAUGGUUAUGACUUUGGUUAAUGGCUCAAUGUUGGAUUUUCCUUGGACAAAAGAGAACAACGACCAUGGAUAUGUCAAAGCUGCAACUAAUGAAAACUAUCUCAAGGGUGGUCUUAUGCUUACAACAGGUUCUAUGUGCUGGUCUAGUUUCAUCAUACUUCAAGCAAUUACACUCAAAUCAUACCCUGCUGAGCUCUCCCUAACAGCUUUGAUAUGUUUGAUGGGAGCAAUUGAAGGUUCAAUUGCAGCAAUAAUACUGGAAUGGGGAAAUCCUGCAGCAUGGUCCAUAAGAUUAGAUUCCUCCUUAAUAGCUGCUCUUUACAGUGGAAUAGUUUGUUCUGGAUUUGGCUACUAUAUCCAAGGAGUGGUCAUGAAAGAUAGGGGUCCUGUUUUCGCUACUGCUUUUAAUCCUAUCGGCAUGAUUAUUGUUGCAAUAUUGAGUUCCUUCAUUUUUUCAGAGAUACUGUACUUGGGACGGGUUAUCGGAGCAGUUAUCAUUGUAUUAGGCUUGUACAUGGUCCUGUGGGGUAAGACCAAGGACCAUCUUCCAUCUGAAACAAGUGAAAAAGUGUCAACAACAAUAGAUGAACACAUUAUCGUUAUGAAUGAGAAUUUGAAGGUAUCAAAGCAAGACAAUGUGGCUGAUUAUAAUGACAUUAGGGAGACACCCUCAAAGGAAUCUGUUUAAAAGAACUAACAAUCAUAAUAGGAUUACAAAGUAGAAACUUUCUUUCUUAUUAUCCUGUUACUUGUAACUAGUUUCUUCAAGUAAGAAACUUGUGUUAGUUUAUGUAUAUGGGAAGGCAGG